Messenger RNA from Monoraphidium neglectum, 1008 nucleotides. RefSeq names its product NEDD8-activating enzyme E1 regulatory subunit. Lineage: Eukaryota; Viridiplantae; Chlorophyta; Chlorophyceae; Sphaeropleales; Selenastraceae. The transcript has 9 exons. The record is from RefSeq and is a predicted model, not a curated record. Gene Ontology annotation, biological process: protein neddylation. Gene Ontology annotation, molecular function: NEDD8 activating enzyme activity. Bases 1 to 1008 code for a protein of 335 amino acids. Gene Ontology annotation, cellular component: cytoplasm.
AUGUCGGCGUCGGAUGACAGCAAGUCGAAGCGUUAUGACCGCCAGAUCCGGAUCUGGGGUGCCGAGGGGCAGCAGCGGCUGGAGGCGGCGCGGGUUGCGCUGCUCAACUCUGGCCCCACAGGGUCGGAGACCCUCAAAAACCUGGUCCUGGGCGGCAUAGCCUCCUUCACAGUGGUGGACGCGGCGCGCGUGGAGGCGCGGGACCUGGGCAACAACUUCCUGGUGACACCCGAUUCUUUAGGGGAGCCGCGAGCCAAGGUGGUGACAGAGCUCCUCAAAGAGAUGAACGAGUCAGUGGCCGGGUCAUAUGUUGAGACCAGCCCCGAGGCCCUGGCGGAGUCUGACCCCUCGUUCUUCGACAAAUUCGACCUUGUCAUAGCCACACAGAUGUUUGAGCCCCACUUGCUGGCCCUGGAGGCGCUGUGCCGCAGCAAGGGCGUGAAGCUGCUGGCAGUGCGGUCUUUCGGCCUCAUGGGUUACAUGAGGGCCAGCAUGGCCGAGCAUACAGUGGUGGAGUCAAAGCCAGACACGCAGGUGGAUGACCUCCGCCUGGUGCGGCCCUGGCCCGCACUGGCGGCGUUUGCGGCGUCCUUUGACCUGGCAGCCCUGGACGACGCACAUCACAAGCACGUGCCGUAUGCCGUGCUGCUGCUGCAGGCGCUGGAGCGGUGGCGGGCCGAGCACGGGGGUGCCGCGCCGGGGACGUUCGCGGAGCGCGCGGCCUUCAAGAAGCAGCUGGCGGCGAUGCGGCGGCAGGGGCCGGAGGGCGUGCCGAUGGACGAGGAGAACGUGGAUGAGGCGCUCAAGGCGGCAUUCCACGCCUGGACGCAGCCAAGCAUACCCUCGGAGGUGCGUCGCAUCCUGGAGGACGAGCGCACCGAGGUCGGGCCAUCCUCUGACGACUUUUGGGUCAUGGCGGCAGCACUGAAGGAGUUUGUGGCGCAGGAGGGCGAGGGCUGUCUGCCGCUGGAGGGGUCCAUCCCUGACAUGGCCACCACCACAGAGUGA